Trichomonas vaginalis G3 is the source of this 825-nucleotide messenger RNA. RefSeq names its product exportin-T/LOS1 family. Gene Ontology annotation, cellular component: nuclear pore; cytoplasm; nuclear matrix. The transcript has a single exon. Bases 1 to 825 code for a protein of 274 amino acids. Gene Ontology annotation, molecular function: small GTPase binding; tRNA binding. NCBI's taxonomy places the organism in Eukaryota, Parabasalia, Trichomonadida, Trichomonadidae. The record is from RefSeq and is a predicted model, not a curated record. Gene Ontology annotation, biological process: tRNA re-export from nucleus.
AUGGAUUAUUCGAAAUAUGAUAAAGCAGUUAGAAUUUUAUUCAGUUCCAACCAAAAUAAUGCUUCUCAAUUGCAAGAAGCUAACGAUUAUUUGCGUGAAAAUGAAUAUUCUCCACAAUCCUUUCAAUGGGCAAUAGAUAAACUUCAAACUACAACUGAAAAAACGAUAGUUAAGCAUGCAGAAAUCUUACUAACCCACUGGUGUGCAAAUGCAUGGGAACAAAUUCCAGCAGAUUUAAUUGACCAACUGAGACAAGCAUUAUUUCUUUCUAAAUUCAUGUCAAACAACGAUAUAGAUCAAUCCCUACUUAAUAUUAUAGGUACAAGCCAAGUUUCAUUCGUUUUAAAAAUGUAUCCACAAUAUUGGCCAUCAUUUUGGUCAGAUUUCCUAGAAGUUGCCGAUGGAAUGGUAUACGCGUUCCUCUUAGCACUAAAAGAUUACACAAAAGCAUUAAAUUUACGAGAUCAAUUACAAUAUCGUGAUUUCAAGAAUGCGAUGCGCCAGGAUGGAUCAGAUAAGCUACUUGCAGACUACAUAAUAUCAAGGCUACCAUCUUACGACAAGAAAUGCUUUGAAAUCUACAUUUAUUUAAUUUCUUGGAUAAAUUUCAAUUUUAUCUGGACAACAGAUUCCCUUGAAGUUCUCAACAACACUCUAUCAAGUCCAGAUACUAUUACAUACGGAAUUCGCUGUUUAUCAGCAUUAAUUGAAAGAGGAAUGCCAGAUGAAGAAAAAACAAGUUUAAUUCAAAGUUUACAGAGGGAAUAUAUCAAAUUUUACCACUGUCAGAAAAAUUUAGUAAAUUUUGCUAACAAAAAAUGGUAA